GCUGUCCCCUCACAGAGAGCUGUCAUCCAGGCCUGAAGAGGAAGCUCAGCACUGGAGUCCUGAAGAGUCUGUUAUUGAUGGAAUCCAGCAGGAAAGUGCUGUCCAGGAGCUGGACAAGCCUGAGGAAAAAGAGGAGCCUAAACCAUCCACUCCCUCCCCAUCUGACCGCAGCACAUAUCCCGAUGGAGAGGACUGCGUGAGGGAUGAGAGCGGCGCUGUCCCUCAGGAAGCCGGACCACAGCCUCAGACUUUCACUGAGUCAGAAGCAGAAGUACAGGCUUCAGAGACUCUGACUCGGACCCAGACGGAUGGAUCAGUGAGCGGACAGACAGCCGAGGAGAAAACAGCGUGGAGUGGCCAUGACGGUGGGGGAGCAGUGUGCAUCGAGGUGGACACCCAACAGGUGGAGCCUGCAGCAUGGAGGUCAUCUGGAAGCAAGAUGCUGCAGUGUGUGCUGUCCUCUGUUCAGUCCUUGGUGCAGAUUCCAUUUCUCAGGUCAGCAAGUUCAAGCUGAGGGAAAAAAAAGAGGAGGCUGAGCAAGUUUGUCCACCACGCAAAUUGAUACCACGCGGGACGCCGACAGGGGUCCUGACUGUACACCUCAAGACCUGCAGCGCCUUCAGCAAAAAUGCUCCUGUGAAGAAAGGCACUUGGGCUACUGUGCGGGUCACUAUUGGGGGAAUGGUAAAGUACUGUAUGCAGCAGCCCUACAGCGACCCCAUGUGCUUCAACGAAUGGAAGCACUUUUCCCUACAGAUACAGGAGGAGGUUUUCGGGGUUAAUCAGUCAAGCUUAAUGGUGGUGGAGCUGAUCAUUUCUGAGCCUGACACAGCUGCCCUUAGAAUCAUAGGGAGAGGCAGCAUCAAGCUGCAGGAAAUCCUUAAGAAAUCUUCAGUCAGCCACCAGUUUGACUUGAGGCUUGGACGACAGAAAGUUUGCAAGUUGGAUGCAGAGCUGGCGUUCACCUACGGCUCUUUGGGCUAUGGAUACUCUCCCCAGAUCAAACAUGCAGGAAGAACAAUGGAGAAUCUAGUGGAGAAUUCCCUUUCCCCGCUGCCCUCCUGAUCAAGAGCAAAGAGAUCCAUAUUGUAAUGUGAUAACCCCCUCCACGCUGCCCGGAUUAGACAUCAUUCCCUCUGUGAUGCAGCAAGAUACACCAAGAGGCACAGAGUCCAGGAUAUCUGCUGGCCUGAUGGACCGCAUCCAGAGGAGAGACAGGUUGUCGCAGCUACGUAAAGGUCUGGAGGAGUGUGAGACAGGAGAGGACAGGGUGCAGUUUCUGGAGAAACUCAUUCUGAGGAAGAGUUUUAGCACCAGCUAUCCCAGCAGAAAGAAUGGCGGCUUCUAGGUCGUGUCUAAAUAGAGAAGGAGAAGAGCGACGAGGACGAUGAGGACGACAGAACUACAGUGGAAACAACAAAAACAGCAAACAACAAUAAAGAAUUGGAUUUCCACAAAUAAAAGUGAUGUUCUGCUUGUUUUUUAG
Messenger RNA from Pygocentrus nattereri (red-bellied piranha), 1486 nucleotides. RefSeq names its product C2 calcium-dependent domain-containing protein 6-like. The transcript is spliced from 12 exons. The coding region runs from base 418 to 1065 and encodes 215 amino acids. The record is from RefSeq and is a predicted model, not a curated record. NCBI's taxonomy places the organism in Eukaryota, Metazoa, Chordata, Actinopteri, Characiformes, Serrasalmidae.